This is a messenger RNA of Spathaspora passalidarum NRRL Y-27907, 1164 nucleotides long. Its product is annotated as Arylacetamide deacetylase. The transcript has a single exon. The coding region runs from base 1 to 1164 and encodes 387 amino acids. The record is from RefSeq and is a predicted model, not a curated record. NCBI's taxonomy places the organism in Eukaryota, Fungi, Ascomycota, Pichiomycetes, Serinales, Debaryomycetaceae.
AUGCUUAGCACAGUAGCUCGUAUUUUAUGGCUCCCCUACGUGGGAAUCAAAUCAGUGGUACAGUUUUACACCACGGGAACAAUAUAUUCCGUCACCAAUCAAGAAUUUGAAGACUCCCUUUACAAAAAUGUCCAUCUCGCUAUCAUUUAUCACAUGUCCCGAGAAAUCACUAAAUUUGAAUCAAAAUAUCUCAUUCAUAAACCAAUCACAAGUAUUUUCCUGCAAUAUCGCAACAAUCCAAUUGCUCAAGGAUUAACUAACUUCGGAACUAAGUUCGAUGAUAAUGGUUAUUGGGUACACCAAAUUCCAAGUAGCCAAUCCAAAAAAGUUUUGAUAUACCUUCAUGGAGGUGGUUACCAAUUGAACAUGACCGACUCUCAAUUAUUAUGGGCUGCCACUAUGCAUUAUGCCAUUCCUAAAGAGUUGGCAAACCAGGUAUCAAUUCUUGCUGUCGAUUAUUCUCUUUCCAUGUUUGAUCAUGUCUACCCAACUCAGUUAUGGGAAACUUUAAAGGUAUAUAAGCACCUAGUUGAACUGGGAUAUAACGAGAUUCACAUCAUGGGAGAUUCCUGUGGUGCCCAUUUGGCACUCUCGGUUGCUCGUGCAAUCGCAUAUCCUGAUGAAGCAGCAGAACAAUUCUCUCACUUUCCGAAAUUCCCGUUUGAUUUCUCCCAGAGAUUACCCCAGCCAAAAUCCUUGCUUUUGGAUUCACCAUGGGUUGAACCAUGCAACAAUGUGAAACUUCCAUGUGCUCAUGGUGUAGAUACGACAGGAGAUUUGGGAUCGCCUACAUGUACAAUGGGGGAUAAUUUUAUUGGCGAUAAUUCAAAAGAAUUAAUCAACAAUUUCUUGACAUUCACAAACACAAAUUAUAACGACCAUUGGGCACAGGUUGAACCUAUAACCAAUGGGAAAACUGUUAUUCUUGUCGGUGAAAGAGAAGUUCUCCGUGAUGGAAUUGACAAAUUCCACCAUAUUAUAAAUAAAGGUGAUAACGUGGCUUAUUACGUUGAAAAAGGAGGUAUUCAUGCAGCAAUUGCAUAUGUUGAAACUUUGGAUUAUAUGAGUAAAAGUGGGGGACAAAAAGUAGUUGAUGGAAAUUUGGGGAAUAAAUUUGGUAUCACUUUGUUUGCUAAAUAUUUGCAACAAUUUGCAAGUGAAUAA